AUGUCUACCCAGUCAUCCUCCAUCGUUCCUCCCACCACGGGAAACUCCUUCACGGCCUUCUCACAGAACAUUUCUCGCAAUACGACAAGCUCGUUCCAGCCCUCCGCGUCUUGGCGCCCCAGCACCACUCUGAAGAUCUCCACCCAUCUCGUUGACGGAAUGCCUCCUGCGCCGCCACCAUCGCCAGUCAGCUUUGCUAUCGACAGCAAUAGUGGCCAAUUCAUAGACCAGUGGGACGAAAUCCAUCGUCUGAGUCUCGAGGGAUAA
Molecule: messenger RNA, 267 nt
Organism: Penicillium diatomitis
Lineage: Eukaryota; Fungi; Ascomycota; Eurotiomycetes; Eurotiales; Aspergillaceae
Exons: 1
Coding region: 1-267 (88 amino acids)
Source: RefSeq, a predicted model, not a curated record